Messenger RNA from Mycena citricolor, 2829 nucleotides. The record is from the annotation of a GenBank genome assembly. Lineage: Eukaryota; Fungi; Basidiomycota; Agaricomycetes; Agaricales; Mycenaceae.
AUGCCUCCGAAACAAAACAGAACAGUCACUGGGCCAUCUCGCGCACUGAUUGCACGCAUCCAGCACCUCAAAUCCCUCCUUUCUGGCCUUCCAAAUUCCUUGCCCGAGAGUCUUCCCGAGUCUCCAUAUCACUUCUAUUUCGACGCAGAAAGGCUCGAUGAUAGAGGAUACUUCGGAGAAGUCAGCCAUCUAAUUGAAAUCUCGUUUGAGACCCACAAGCUGCCUCAAGGUGGUCCAAUCCUGUUCCGCCAGCGAGGAGCAUGUCUAGCGCCCCUCAUCUCCGUCCUCAAGACAGCAGUCAAGUGGAUGACUGAAGAUGAACGCACAAGUUUCCAGAGCGCAUGGCUGGAGAGGCUGAUCAACGGUGCGAUUGCUUCUGGAGCCAAGAUACCAGCAGGCGUGACAGCCACAAAACGAGGCGCAGAACACCUGACUGAUGACGCUGAAGAGUCUCAGUUCAAUUCGGAGAAUGCGGAAGAGGAUGAUGUGAACGAGAUUACUAUUGUUGAAAAGCCACCGCCGCCAAAGAAGAUUCGGCGUGUCGGAACAGGUUCCUUGAAGGAGAAGAAUCCUUUCACAAUUGCAGCCGGACCCCCUAAAAGACAACCAACGAUUCCUCUAUUUCUCAGUGACGCAGCAGCCACCCGUGCUCCCAGUCAGUCUUCUGGAGUAGUGACAAAGAAAACCGGAACUCUCGAGAGUUUUGCUUUCAAACCCGCUGCAUCUGCCGAAGAUAUUGCUCGAUAUUGGGCGAAGGCUCGUGUUGACACAGAAGAGAAGCGAAAAAUAGCAGCAGAGGAAGCUAAACGUGUUGAGGAAGCAAAAGCAGAGCGUGCUCGGGAGCAGAACCGCGAGCGACAGAGGCUCUUUCGAGAGCGCGAGAAAAAGAAGAAGGAGGCCGCCGCUGCCGCUGCCGCCACCGCUGCCACACCAACCAUAAACGAUGUGUUGAUGGAUGUUCCUGGAAGCAGCUCAGCUCAGGCUGACCCUGCGAUAUCAAGUGUUGCAGAGAUUUUGCGAGCCGCUACCAGUGAUUGGAAACUGAGGAGAAAUGGCACCAAGCACGGCGUGGUGAAGAAUCAAGUCUCGAAGCGAGUCUUUUGGCAGCAUCCGUUCCUCUGGGUCCUGAUUGCCUAUGCGGUCCGGGUAAAUUUGUGGUCAGCAGAAGCAGCAGCAAAAUAUCUCCGAGCAAAAUAUCCGUCCCUUUUUGAUGCCCCCAGCAACCGGAUUCAUCGAGGCACCAUCCACCGGUGGAUUGUUCAGGGCGAAAAGCGAUUCACCGCAAAUGUUCUUGCUCGAGUCAAGGCUGAGCGGACACUUGCAGGCAGCGGACGAGUUGGAGUUCUGACGCCUCACCGGGAGGUAGUCCAAAAGAUUGUGGAUACUCUUCGAGGUCUGCGACUGGCAGGAUGCGCCGUUAACAUUGUGAUUGCUCGUUCUAUCAUGAUGGCCAUCAUGACCGAGAUGAAGCCGGAAAUCUUAACAUCUCGAUUCCACUGCUCCGAGAGAUUUGUGCGGUCCUUCCUUGAAAGCACCCUCGACUGGUCAACCCGAGCUGCCACCCGGGCAGCAAAACAUAUCCCGGAUAAUGCAUCAGAGCUUUGUGAGCGCACAUUCUUCCGUCUGGUUCAUGCCAUCGAGUCUGAGCACAUCCCCGCUAAGCUCAUCAUCAAUUAUGAUCAGACCGGGAUGUACCUGCUGCCGAAUAACAGCCAGACAUUUGAGCAAAGGGGUGCGAAGCAGGUCUCUGUUGUGGCGAAGGACGAAAAACGGGCCUAUACACUUGGAAUUGCAACUGCUUGUGAUGGAUCUAUCCUUCCACUCGAGCAGGUAUGGGGCGGGGCUACCAAUCGUUCUCUCCCGAAGGCCACUGCCGACGGGUUUGCUGAUGGCAAGACUCGAGGAUUCCAUUUUACAUUUGCUGCUAGUGACAAGCGCACCAGCCACUUCAGCACCAUCAAAACUAUGAAGGAAUUGUUCAAGCAGAUCUUCCAGUCUUAUGUGGAUUCUGUCAUCGCGGCAGAUGACGAUCUGGAUGAGGAUCAAAAGUGGAUUGUGUAUUAUGACAUUUAUCCUGUCCAUACAUCCACUGAGCUUCGAGAGUUCCUUCAUCAGCAGUUCCCAAACCUUAUCCUCAUCUACGUCCCGGGAAACUGCACGGGAUUGCUCCAGCCUCAAGAUGUUGGUAUUCAGCGUGUUGCCAAACACAAGCUACGACAAGGACUCAUGGAGUUCCUUGUCCGAGCUUACCAAUCCCAGAGUGCAGCAGGCAUCAAGCCCGAGGACGUCAAAUUCUCCUCUUCAUUGCCCGUGCUUCGUGAUGCCUCUGUUCGUCCUUGCGUUGAUCUUUAUGAUUGGUUCAAGACAUCUGCCGGACACGAUCUUAUCAAACAAGCAUGGGCCAAGUGCAUCGUUCCAGAGAAGACCUACAACUUAUCAUAUGAGACUUUGACAAGUCGCACCUCUCGCAAGGCACUCCGUGAAUAUCUCAAGACAGAUCGUAUUCUUGCGGAGGAAAUCAAAGCUCGUUGUGGAUCUGUCAAUCUGCCUCUGCUUCCCAAUGAUCUUCCCGCCAACCGACAAGAUGUUCCAGAGGGCGAUCUUGAUGCUGAUGGCCAUGGAGAUGGCAUCUCAGAUGAUGCCGACGUUCCUGUUGAAGCUGUCAUUCAACAUGUAUUCUCGGAUUCUGAGCCCAAGGCCAGUGACGGCGACGAAGGAACUACUACAUUGAGUUCUAACCGGGAUGAGGAGAACAUUUGGGCCUACAACGACAAGGGAGAGAAGUGGGCAGUAGCGGGACCACCUACAGAAGAGGAUUCGAGCGAGUAG